UUGCAAUCAAAUAUAUUGAACAAACUUUUAAUUAUCUUAUUAGACCAGAAUACAAAAUGUGGUCAUUCUUUCUUAUAGCACUUUUGAUUCCUCUUUCUGCUUGUCUGAGUAUUCCUCCACAGCCACUAGUUGCCAAACCAAUUGUUAUGUGGCAUGGAAUGGGUGAUUGUUGCUGCAAUCCACUCAGUUUGGGAAGAAUAACAAAGUUUCUGGAACAGCAGAUGCCCAAUGUUUAUGUUAAAUCAAUAAUGAUUGGCAAUAACGUUGUUGAGGACACAGAAAAUGGUUUCUUCAUGAAUGUGAACGAUCAAGUAAAGAUGGUAUGUGAACAGCUGGCUUCAGACUCUCAACUAAAUGAAGGUUAUAACGCAAUUGGCUUCUCGCAGGGAGCUCAGUUCUUACGAGCAGUGGCUCAGAGGUGUCCGUCGCCACGGAUGCUCAACUUUAUCUCCCUGGGAGGACAACACCAGGGUGUGUAUGGCUUACCCAACUGUUUCUAUCCUCAACACAAGAUAUGUGACUAUGUCAGGAAACUCUUGAACGUUGGAGCAUACUGGGGAUGGCUUCAAAAUGAUUUCGUCCAAGCAGAGUAUUGGCACGAUCCACUGAAUGAGGAGAAAUACCGACGCAAGAGUGUGUUCCUGGCCGACAUCAACAACGAGCUGGCAGUAAAUGAAAGCUAUCGGCAAAAUCUUUUGAACCUCAAGAGUUUUGUGAUGGUGCAAUUCGAAGAAGACUCUAUGGUUGAGCCCAAAGAUAGUUCGUGGUUUGGCUUCUAUACGCCAGGACAAGGAGUGGAAAUCACUCCUCUCAACCAGUCCCGGAUAUAUCUGGAGGACAGACUGGGACUCAGAGAGCUAGAUAAGAGUGGAAGACUGCACUUCCUGUCUGUGCCUGGUGACCACUUGCAGUUCACUGAGGAUUGGUUCAAGUCUGCCAUCAUUGACAAGUACCUCCGCUAAUCCAGCCCCAGUAUAUCUAGGCCAUAACUUUGCUAUGGCAUAGUAUGUAGAUUGAGUGUACAACAGAAACACAUUAUGACAAGAGUAUAGGGUGUACUUUCUAUGACUGAGUAGUGUUAGCUUGCAGUAAGUAAAUAGUGUUCUUGUAUCUUGUAAACAAGGUAUAAACUUUUAUAAUCUCUUUUAUACGUCUGAAGUGAUGUUUUAUAAAGAAAGAUCCAAGAAUCUUCUAUAAUUUGUUCUUAUAUUAUUUUUUAUAAUUUUCCCCUCAACAACAUAACAUUUAUUUUGAAGUUAGUUUUUUUUAAUGUAGCAUUAACAUAUUUGUUAGCAAUGGUAUUGUGUGUGGUAUGUAAUCUAACAUUAGACAUUACUUUGCUCAGUAGUCAAAGUUUUAAAACUGUAACAUUCAACUAUAACUCCACAAGGUGUUAAAUAAAAAGAUCAAACUGAGAAUAUACCAAUACCAUUAAAAAAAUGUACUCUUUGAACACAUUAUAGAAGCAUGUUAACUGCAGAAUUGAUGACGGACAGUUCCUGCUCAAUAAUGACUUUAGGUAUUGGCCUAACAGUAAAUCUGAAUGGUUCCUCAUCAGCCAAUAUCGGUGCAGGCUUUUUAAAGACUUAUUUCAAAUUGAGUGGGACUUCUUUUGGUAGUUGCAGAACUUUGUAAUUCAGUGGCAUUCCUUUCACCUGAUGCCUCGCCUCUAAUGGAAAGUCCAAGAGCUGGCUGCACUCCGAUGUCAACUCUGUAGUCUGUUAAAAACAUAAAGACAGGCAGAAUAAGGUUUAAAAAGAUGAUUAGCCUCUCUUUUGCCAUAAGGAAAAUUCCUGAAAAAAUUGAGACAUUGCAACAACAAAAAGUCUUAUAGCAAUAAGUAGAUGGUAAAAAGACCGGCAAACCUUGAUGUAAAUCUUUAGUCAAGCACAGACAACAUGAUUCCUAUUAGUGGGUCGUUUGUCUCGACUAAAGCUCUUUUGAUAGGGUCCAACAUGAGUGGAUCUUAAAAAUUAAAACCUUUGAGAAUGAAUUCCCUUAAGUGAAGUUAGCUUUGAAAGGAACGAGAUUUGAGACUGUUGAAGCAGUAAAAGAAAAAGUGAUGAAAAUCAUGAACAAGGUUGUGGAAAAUUAUCAGCUAUGGGUGGAAUAAGUUCCGGAGCUAGACAAAACACAAGGAGGGGUGAGGGAGGUGUCAUGAUAUUCAACCUUAUUACGUUCAUUCUGUAGCUCCUCCAAUACUAAUCCAGUUAUUUUCUAGCUACACAUCGUAUAACAACUUCAGUGUUAUGUAAAUGAGCAGAGGGCUGACCAACACCGAUUUUGAGUAAUGUAUUAAAUUCACAGACAGCUGAUUCAGUGAAAAGUACAGUGAUACCUUCUCUGGAUCAGACAGUGGAUGUGCUUCUUUGAAAGCUUCCAAAAAGCUGAUGUGCUUCUUUGAAUAAAAUAAAUUUAAAUUAUGAGAUUUUAAAAUCUCUGAAUAACAUGGAACAGUUUUACUUUCAUAAAAAAAAAACUAAUUCUAAAGAGUAAACAAAAAUUACACAUAUUUUCACCAGAGAUUAAUAAUGAAAUGUAUACAAUGAAAACUACACUAUACAUUGGUGUAUACGAAAUAUAAUCUUUACAUAAUGUGUGUUCUUAUGGUGUACUUGAUUGUAUGUCUACAAUAAACAAUGGUGUACUAAGUCAAAUAUAAUUAUUUCUGUUUUCUUAACACGUUGACUGUAGCAGACACGUUACACCUAUACUGAGAGCAGCCGGACUCACUCGGUCUAGACCAGUGGUGAUGGUGUUAAACUGCAGUCCUUUCUAACAUAAAGCGAUGAUAAUUUCCUGUAAAACUAAAUGCAAUCAUCAUAAUUUAAAAUUUUAGAAAUUAGGAACUUUUAAUUUAUUGCUUGAUUUUUAAAUAAUUCAAGUUCAGUUCCACUGAACGCGUUUAUAUUCAUUUUUCUUUGUUUGUAAUAAUAUAUGACUUACUGUGAGAUCCUGCUUAUUGUGUUCUCAGUUAAUGUAGCCAUUCCAAAACUGUGAUAGUCGAAAACACUGAAAUAUGGUUAAGGAAUAAAGUUUGCCAUAUUUUUAUAUUGUUUAUAUAUUUUACUUUGAAACUCUGCUGUAGUACAUUUUAACUUGUGGUGCCUUUAAUUAUUAUGGGCGUGAUUACUAAUUUUUAAUUAUUAGUAGUAGCUGUCAUGGCUGUGAAAUAUUUUAAGCUAUACUGUAAAGUGAACUGUUACAUUAUACAAAAAACCACAAGAGAGU
This is a messenger RNA of Homalodisca vitripennis (glassy-winged sharpshooter), 3231 nucleotides long. Its product is annotated as palmitoyl-protein thioesterase 1-like. Gene Ontology annotation, cellular component: lysosome. The record is from RefSeq and is a predicted model, not a curated record. Bases 57 to 962 code for a protein of 301 amino acids. The transcript has 6 exons. Lineage: Eukaryota; Metazoa; Arthropoda; Insecta; Hemiptera; Cicadellidae. Gene Ontology annotation, biological process: protein depalmitoylation; receptor-mediated endocytosis. Gene Ontology annotation, molecular function: palmitoyl-(protein) hydrolase activity.